CACGCUCAAGAUUUGGCAGCUGAAAAGCGACAAUAGCCAGAUUCGCCAUGCUCGUCCGUAAGGCUGUCCACAACCUAGGCAACCCCUUACGGGGUAUUUUUUGCCCCUCUGUCACCGUGAAUCGGAGCCAGACAGCUCUAGCGCAGGCCAGAGCCGUGUUGGAGAACGAGCUGGACACGAUUCGAGCCGGUGGCACGUGGAAGGGAGAACGAAUUAUCACCUCCAAGCAGGGAGCUCAUAUCAACGUGGAUGGCAGUCGUGGUGACAUAUUGAACUUCUGUGCUAAUAACUACCUGGGCCUGUCGAGUCACCCGGAGGUGGUGGAGGCAGGACUCAAGGCUCUACAGCAGUAUGGUGCAGGGCUGAGCUCUGUGAGGUUCAUCUGUGGGACGCAGAGCCUCCAUAAGAACCUUGAACGAAAGCUGGCCGAAUUCCAUGAGCGGGAAGAUGCCAUCCUCUAUGCCAGCUGUUUCGAUGCCAACGCUGGGCUCUUUGAGGUUCUGCUUGGUCCAGACGAUGCGGUUCUGUCCGAUGAGCUGAACCACGCUUCCAUCAUUGACGGGAUCCGGCUGUGCCGAGCCAGGCGGCUGCGGUACCGCCAUAUGGACCUGAAUGACCUGGAGGACCAGCUGAAAGAGGCUCAGUCGUCCCGGCUACGCCUCAUAGUCACAGAUGGCGUCUUCUCCAUGGAUGGCGACGUGGCGCCCCUGAAAGAGAUCUGCGACCUGGCUGACCGCUACAAAGCCAUGGUCUUCAUCGACGAGUGCCAUGCCACAGGCUUCCUGGGCCCCCGCGGCAGAGGCACAGAUGAGAUGCUUGGAGUUAUGGACAGAGUUCAUAUCGUCAACUCCACUCUGGGGAAAGCACUGGGAGGAGCGGCUGGUGGCUACACUGUGGGUCCUAAACAAUUAAUUGACCUGCUGAGGCAACGUUCACGCCCGUACCUCUUCUCCAACUCCGUCCCCCCUCCUGUAGUGGGCUGUUCCACCCGAGCUGUGGAACUCCUCCUGGAAUCCAGUGAGAUUGCACAGUCCAUGACGGCCAAAACCAUGAGGUUCAGAGACUCCAUGACUGCUGCUGGGUUCACCAUCUCCGGCAAGGCCCAUCCCAUCUGUCCCGUCAUGCUGGGGGACGCUCGGCUGGCCUCCCAAAUGGCUGACGACAUGCUGAAACUCGGGGUUUAUGUGAUCGGCUUCUCCUACCCCGUGGUUCCGAAGGGGAAAGCCCGGAUCAGGGUGCAGAUCUCCGCAGCGCACUCUGACGAGGACAUUGACCGCUGCGUGGAGGCGUUCAUUCAGACGGGAAGGAAACAUGGCGUGGUGUCCUAAACAGAGCAGUGCCGCUAGGAAAUUUGAAGGGCUAUAACAACAAGAAUGUGACCAACCGAUACCACAGACUGUUACAAAGUUUGUUACAAAGUACAGCUUUUCUUUUUUUUUAUGUCUUUUUUUAUUUUCUCCCUUGUGUUGAAUUGGAACUAUAAGCCCCUAGUUCAGGCUUAUAAAAGUUAUGGAGGACUGCUGGAGACUUUUUUUUUAAUAUAUAUAUAAACUUUUGUUAUAAAACAACAGAUCUUAUAUAUGAAGGAAUCAUUGUUGACAAGGGACAGAAAACAAGGUUUACAUUGCUUCAUGUGCCUGAGAGCUAGGCAUGUUUAAUUCAAGUAUGCAUUUCCCUCUCCUACCAGGGUGGAACAUUGACAGUAAGGACUGUGGGGAGGCAGUGCGUACCUGCAAACAUAUUUGUGAAUGUGAUAAUAUCCACAAACACCAGGGGGCAGCAGUCCAUCAAACGACAACUAGAAAUUUUGCAACAUAAAAAUGAAGCGGCAAUGGAUUUAUACAUCCCCAGACACCUGUAGCAUUCUGUUGCUCAUUUUCAAGAGAAACAGAAUGUUCCUCCGUGUCCAGGAAUGGGGGGAAAAAAACUUGUCGUUCUGUCUUGUCUGAAAGUACAUCAGGCUAUAGGCUAAUGUUGACAGCUUGUGGUAUAGGUUGGGAGCUGGGCUUGUUAGCAUAAAGCCUCUAGCUUUGAUCUCUGGUAGGUAAACGCGAAAGAUAGCCGCCCUGAACAACAGACCUGGGACAAAUGUGUCAAACCAUCCAUGCAUAAAAUUUAAGAAAAUAAUAUUUUUGAGCAUAUUACAAGGUUUGACCAAUUUAAGCAAGUAAAUAUCUGGGUAGGUUUUUCACAUUGUAUUCAAUGAAAACAAUCAGUAUUAAAAAAUGAAUACAAAUUGA
Messenger RNA from Conger conger (European conger), 2240 nucleotides. RefSeq names its product glycine C-acetyltransferase (gene gcat). Gene Ontology annotation, molecular function: glycine C-acetyltransferase activity; pyridoxal phosphate binding. Lineage: Eukaryota; Metazoa; Chordata; Actinopteri; Anguilliformes; Congridae. Gene Ontology annotation, biological process: biosynthetic process; L-threonine catabolic process. The transcript is spliced from 9 exons. The coding region runs from base 48 to 1328 and encodes 426 amino acids. The record is from RefSeq and is a predicted model, not a curated record.